This is a messenger RNA of Seminavis robusta, 2586 nucleotides long. The record is from the annotation of a GenBank genome assembly. Lineage: Eukaryota; Bacillariophyta; Bacillariophyceae; Naviculales; Naviculaceae.
AUGAGAGAAGGCAAGAGAUCUUACUUUAGAAGAGAUAAGAGCAGUUCCUCGUCGGAAGAACAGAGGGACCGGGUUCGGGGCAGCAGCAGUAGCAGCCGAGAAGCAAAGCCCAAGUCCAAGGCCAAGCGCAUGUUCUCGAGAAAGGCCAAGAAGAGGAAGAAAUCCUCCAAGUCCCAAAAGAUGGCUUCCGAGACAACGGCCUUGUCGCCCACGACGGACAAUCACAAAGCCGUCGAUGUCAAACAUCAACACUUUCAUAUACCCCAAAAAUUCAAGUUUCUCGACACUCCCACUCCCCAGCAGACUACUGAUGAAUCUACGGAUACCGGUACAGAUCAAGAUGACUUUGGAGUAUUGGAUGAACAGGACGAAAACGUCAAUCUUGUGAGCACGGAACACAGCUAUAUCUCGGAUAACGAUCCCUACAUUUACAGUGAUGACAGUGAAUCCUUUUCAGAUGCUUACUUCCGGCCACAAAUCAGUGAUUAUCCAGCUGUCCUCUAUCCCCGGAGCUCAUCCCAUGGCUCGUUUACGUCUUCCUUCAGAGAUGAACACAGAAUAGGAAUAACAGACGAAGGGCCAUGGUCAGCAACAUCACCUCCUCCCUUGCCUCCAGGCAACCCCAUCAAUCCGUUUCACAACAACACACCUCCUCAUGCUUUAAACUACUCGACGGUGAUGCUGGGGCAAGCAACUUCCGAUCGAUCGGGUUCUCCUUUCAAACAUUCUGGGUCGAGCAUUGCAUCCAUUCUCGAAGACUCUCCCGCCGACGAGGAACAACAACAGCUAUUGGGUGACGACCUUGCAGGACAUCACUACUAUGGAGGCUUGCAAAACACGCUCAACAUUGGUACACCUGCGGGUGCAGCAGAAGCAGAUGCACAAUAUUUGAGGCAAACAAAGAAGGAACGACGGAAAAUACGCAAGCAACAAAAGGCAGCAGCCAGACAACGCCAAAUGCAAAUGCUCCAGAAUCAAAAGCAGAGGGAACAAGCUGUUAGAGAACGAACCGUCUCGGAAGUGAAAGGGCGACCUCAGGAUGAAACGGUUUGUCGAGACUCCGUCUAUGCCUAUGUCUUUGUAGUUCAUCUCCUUCUCGUCUUUGCCUUGGCUGUGAACUCGGGGACAACAGUCAUGUUUUCCAAAGAUGCUGCGACGUGGGGUACGAUCGCGCAGACAAGCAAAACAAACACCAAUACUGCGACAAAUACAAAGACGACUUUCUUCCAAAGGAACAAAGCUAAAAGGCGCUUGCUGGAUCGAAUAUUCAUCGAAACAGCCGACUAUCCCUUGUUCAGACGACUUGACAGCCCCCUGCUCGACACAGGCAACACAAUAUCAAAGAACUCGUCUCUACAUGAUGUUUUGCUCAAGAAGAAUGACACAAAGGAUCUUUUGAGUGAUGAUGCCAUUGCACCAGAGGAUAGCAAGAGCUCCUCGUCGUCAUCUUCAUCAUCCUCCUACUCUACGAAAACACCUACUAGCCCUCCGGCUCCUACACCCAACAAGAUCACCGAUCCAACAUCUUUUACGAUUGAUUACCGGAACGCCAUAGCAUUGCUUGGUGUGUCGGGCUUCUACGCUUGCAUCCUUUCCUACCUUAGUUUCGGGUUCAUGCUGAUCAUGUCGAGAGCAUUGAUUCAGGUGACACUCGUCUUUUCCAUCAUCUUGUCGCUCGCAUGGGGCAUGUUGGGAUUGACGAUUGAUCCCUACGGAGUCAUAUCCAUUAUGGGUUUUGGAGCCCUGCUGCUCACGCUUGGAUACACCAUUUACAAUUGGCAACGAGUGCCGUUUGCAUCAACAAAUCUACACACGGCGCUCUGUGCUAUGCGAUGUACGAGCGAUAUCACUCUCUUGGGCAUGGGCGCCAUCUUGGUUGCUUUUGCCUGGACUGUGGUUUGGGGCAUGGCGUUCAUUGGCGCUGUGGAUACCUUUGAUCCCAACAAGUGCACCAACCAGAGUCUCUGUGUCUUUGAGAUUCCACUCAUUCGGUUUGGGUUGUACGGAUUCUUCAUCAUCUCCUUCUAUUGGACAAAUGCAGUUAUCAAAAACAUUUUGCGGGUGACAGUGGCCUCAGCUAUUGGUACUUGGUGGUACUAUCCGCAAGAGAUCAGUCCAAUAUGCAGCCCUGCUGUAGGACAGCCGUUGCUGCGAUCGCUCACAAAGUCGCUUGGGUCAAUCUGCCUCGGAAGCUUGGUCUCUCGUCCACUUCAGUGCAUUCAUAUGCUUGGACAAUGCUUUUUCUGCAUGUGCAACUUUCGCAGGCACACAGCGCCAACGGUGUUCUCCGAUGAAGCAGAUGAGGAAGGCGAGACUCGUGAGAAGGAAACCAUGGGUGGUGGUGAUGUGGAGUCUGCGCUAGUCGUACCGGCAACUCCUACGGGUACCGCAAGCCUGAAUGGUAGCACAGUGAGCAAAGACGCAAAGCCAAUUGGAAGUAGACUGCGCUGUUUCAAUCAUCCUACACCUACAUUGGAAUGUAUGGCUACAACUUUUGCGAAGGCGGAGAGAAGGCCAUCCAAUUGUUUGAAGCACGUGAAUGGAUGGAAGUUGUCAGAGACAACCUUAUUCAGAACGUGCUUUUGA